UUUUUUUACUUAUGGGUUAUCAGAUGGACAACUGCUAAUGGUGGUAAUGAGUCAAAAUCGUCUGCGAUGCUCAGUGCUCGGUUACACUUCGUGUUCAAGCGAAUAGGUGCCUAAUAACGGUCGUAGCGAGAUUAUUAUUAGAAAAGAAUGCAAUAAUUCAAAGAGAAAACGUAACAUACACGCAUAUAUUAUUGUAAAUGAGCAAAUAUUGAUUCCUCGAAUUAACGGAUGUGUAUUGGAAUCGUCGAAACUACUUCCGCCGCCUUCCAUUGGUGGGGAGUACUAGAGGAAGAAGAAGAGACCUACCACAAGAGAGCGUAGUAGAGCGCAUACUGAUUGACAAUUUUGUAUGAAGUUUUGAUUAUUGUGUGAGCUUAGGUAGAUUUUUCCGGUUUCUGUUGGUACGGAUCAGUGGAGUAAUAUGUUGAGUACCUUGAAAAUAUUAUCGUACGUCAGGUUCAUAUGGGAGAAGAAAAAUUAGUCGUAUAUUCAUACAAGAAGAAAUUCCACCUUAAUAACCUAUGAAUGUGACAGACGAUGUAGAUAGAUGAACGAAUUGUUAAAUGUGUUUAUUUAGCCGUAAUGCUGCAUAAUGUUGAAUGUGUCAGAGUGUGUUUGAGGGCAGAAUGGCUGGCACGAAGAAUACAGCUCAUGUGGUACAGCUGAAACCAGUGGAAGUGCCUAAAAGCUUGCAGGAUGGCGAGAAAUUCAUCAAAUGGGAUGAGGAUUCUGGAGUUGGCACGCCUGUCACCCUGCGAGUGGACAAAGAUGGAUUCUAUCUCUAUUGGAUGGAUCAAAACAAGGAGCUGGAUAUGUUGGAUAUUGCGACAAUCAGGGAUACCCGCACCGGAAAACACGCAAAGAUUCCCAAGGACCCCAAAUUGAAACAAAUUGUCACAAUGGGUCUGCAAGACACAUUAGAAGAAAAGACUGUGACAAUUUGUUAUGGAUCUGACUUUGUGAAUCUUUCUUUCAUAAACUUUUGCUGCACCAAAAAAGAAAUUGCUGAACUGUGGACUGAUGGGCUCAUUGUGAAACUAUUUGCACAAAACAAAGAAGACAGAAAAAGGGUUGAGAAGGCUCUAGAUAUUGCAGGAUUACCUUCAGGAAAGAAUGAUGCUGUUAGUUUGCAGAAAUUUCAGUUUGAAGAUUUUUUCAACUUCUAUAAAUGCCUUACCCACAGAUCUGAAGUAGAAAAAAUAUUUGAUGAACUAUGUGGAGGUACAUCAAAGCGGCGGCUUAUGUCAGCUGCCCAAUUCAUGGAGUUCCUUAACAAAACACAGCGUGAUCCUCGUCUCAAUGAAAUUCUUUAUCCAUAUGCUAACACUGCACGAUCUCGGGACCUCAUUCAACAGUACGAGCCAAAUAAGUACAAUGCCCAAAGAGAGACUAGCAACCCUGAUGAUGGUGAUGAUGAUAAUGAUAACAGCGGUCAGUUCAGCUUUGAUGGCUUUUUAAGGUACCUCAUGAGUGAGGACAAUCCCAUCAUGUCAUAUUCUAAGUUUGACUUAUCAGAUGAUAUGGACCAGCCUUUGCCCCACUAUUUCAUUAAUUCUUCUCAUAACACAUAUCUAGCAGGACAUCAGCUGACAGGUAAAGCGUCUGUUGAAAUGUAUCGACAAUGCCUGCUGGCAGGCUGUCGUUGCGUGGAGCUGGACUUCUGGAACGGUCGCACAGAAGAACCUGUCAUAGUGCACGGAUACACUUUUGUACCUGAGAUAUCUGCAAGAGAAGUCAUUGAAGCAAUUGCAGAAUCAGCAUUUAAGACAUCCGAUUAUCCUGUUGUACUUUCAUUUGAGAAUCAUUGUAAUCCUCGACAACAAGCAAAAAUUGCUUCAUAUUGCCGAGAUAUAUUUGGAGAAAUGUUGUUGGAUGCACCAUUGGAAUCUCACAAACUGGAGCCAGGCCAGUGCCUUCCACCACCCUCCCUGCUGAAACGUAAAAUUAUCAUUAAGAAUAAGAAGAAACAUCAUCACCAUCACCACAAGAAGAGUCGGGCCAACUCUCAGUGGAGUUUAACUGCAGGCGAGGGAGCUGCGGCGGGGGAGGGUGAUGUGACCGUGCAGGGCAACGGGGACGUGCCCCACAUGCCUGCGGCACCACCACGCCAGGGCAGCAAAGAUAGCGGGCCCGAAGAGGAGGACAAUGAGGAUGAUGAUGAAAGCAGCAGUGGUGAGGAGUUGGAGGAUGAAAAUCCAGAGAAGAGUUUGCAUGAGAAGAGUAGCCCUACAGAUAAGUCAGUUACAGCUCCUGAAACAGAAGCUGGAGAUGAAAUAUCUGCCCUCGUCAACUACGUACAACCUGUUCAUUUCUUAUCAUUUGAGAAUUCAGAAAAAAAGAAUCGUUAUUAUGAGAUGUCAUCAUUUGAUGAGAAACAAGCUACAACUCUUUUGAAGGAAAGUCCUAUUGAAUUUGUUAAUUACAACAAAAACCAACUUAGUCGUGUGUAUCCUUCUGGUAAACGAUUUGAUUCUUCAAAUUUUAUGCCUCAAGUAUUCUGGAAUGCCGGCUGCCAACUUGUAGCUCUUAAUUAUCAGACUCUUGACUUGGCUAUGCAGCUCAACCUUGGAAUCUUUGAAUACAAUCAUCGCUGUGGCUACUUACUAAAACCAGAAUUCAUGCGUAGACGUGAUCGACGCUUGGAUCCAUUUGCUGAAUCUACUGUUGAUGGAAUUAUUGCUGGCACAGUAUCAGUGCAUAUAAUAUCAGCGCAGUUUCUUACAGAUAAACGUGUUGGAACAUUCAUAGAAGUUGAUAUGUAUGGUUUACCAGCAGACACUGUUCGUAAGAAAUUUCGUACCAAGAUUGUUCCAAAUAAUGGAAUAAAUCCUGUGUUUGAUGAAGAACCAUUUGUAUUUAAGAAGGUAGUGCUUCCUGAGUUAGCAAGUAUACGUUUGGCUGCUUAUGAGGAGUCAAAUAGGCUUAUUGGACAUCGUGUCCUCCCUGUUGUUGGAUUGUGUCCUGGAUAUCGACAUGUAGCAUUACGUACUGAACUUGGACAACCACUGCCACUUGCUGCAGUCUUCCUGCAUAUAGUUGUAAAGGAUUACGUUCCUGAUGGAUUGUCUGAUUUUGCUGAAGCACUCGCAAACCCCAUAAAGUACCAAUCUGAACUGGAGAAACGUGCUCAGCAAUUAUCAGUGCUUACAGAUGAUAUGGAUGUCAUAGAGCAAGAAGAUGAAACUUCCAAACUAAAUGCCAAACGCAUUCCUAGUGACAAACAGGAAGUAGCAGCAGCAGCAGCAGUAGCCACCAGUGUGGCUGCUGCUGGUAAUCAUGUUGUUAGUGUGAGUCCUGGACCAAGAGCAUCAGUAGUAACAGCAGCUACUGCUGCAGCCGCCACAACUGCAGCAGCCCCAGAUGUAGAAACAAGGCGCAAUACUGAGCUUGUUGACAGCCAACUGCCAGCCACUGUUGUGUGUUUGGAGGCAGAGCCCAGCACAGCAGGCCCACCAGUGGAGCGACCACCUGCUAGUAUGAGCGAUGAGCUGGUUGCAGAACCAUUAGAAAGGAUUAUGGAGAGUAAAGGUGUUCGUGAGAAAAGAUUAGAACUGGACAAGAAAUUGGAGGCACUUCGAAAAAAGCAGGAAAAGGAACGAAUGAGAAUCCAAAUGCACAAAGGAUCACAAGAUGAGAAAUCAAAGUCGAAGUUUUAUACUGCCAAAUUAGUCAAGCGGCUCUCUAGCAAAAAUAUUGAUUUGCCCCCGCUCUCAGUUGCUUCGGAACCUGUGGAUUGUGGUGAAAGCGGAGAUCCAUCUCGGUAUACACUUCCCAGGAGUCAAUCAGAGCGAUUACUCGCUAUUUGUAAGACUCAUGUAAACCAGGAGCGAGAGCUGCAAGAAAAAUAUCAUGAUUUGGUAUUUUCCACUGCCGAAAAGGCCCUCCGUACAUCGCAAAGUCAGCAGUUAAAAUUAUUACAAGUUCUUCUUGAGCGUGAAACUGAUGAAGUCAUGCGAAAGCUUCAGGCUUUGCGCCGUGAUGAAGUGAAAGCAUUAUCAAAGGUACAUAGAGAUAAGGAUGAAAUGGUUCGUAUGAAGAGAGAAGUAGCUUCAGCUAUGGUUGAUCGAGGUGUACAGGAACGUAUGCGAUUGACUCAGCUAUACCAGAAAAGAAGAGAAGAAUUGGAGCAUCAACAUGAGUUAGUACGUACUAACUUCGAAGAAGAGAGGAAGAAAGCAAAGGCAGGACUAAUUCGUGAAUAUGAAGGUCGGUACGCUCGAGUAGAGGAAGAUGUGAUUGCUGCUGCAACAUCUCGUGCCAGUGUAGAUGUCAGUUUUGAGAAUUGACAAAAGUAGCUGAGUGUGUGUUGUUUCUUUACAUCAGAAUAGUGCUUCAAACCAAAGACAGAUGUGUAGCUUCCAUGCUUGUAAUAGCAUGGAGAUGGCACGGACAGUGCUAGGCUGCAACUACUCUUUGAAGCAAGUGCUUGGCAAGAGUGGUGUUCAACAUGGGUGCAUCGGACCAGCAUUGAUGUGACUUCAUGUCCAGUCACUGUUGGCACAGUGGUUCAUCAGACAUCAAAAUAGGACAAUCAAUAUAAAACACUUGUUCUCAAGCAAUACUCAUCCAAAAUGUAGUAAGUAGAAUUUAAAAAUAAUAUUCUCUCCUUUACUGACCCCAAAUAUGCAGAUUAUAAUACAGUGUUGAGUUGGAAUGUAUGAAUUAUAUUUGAAAUUAUUGGUAAAUGUCACUACACCCCAUAGAUAUUGUGAAAGUAUAACAUUUUUAAAAUUUAGAUUUGUUUUAAUGUUUUAUAAAUACACAAACUUUUUUGUAUUUAUAUUCUUCAAACAAUUUCUCUUCUAAAAUUGAAAUAAUUGUCUCUAAUGUGCACUCUCCUAAUUUUUUUGAUGUAUUUGUGCAUUUUCCAUAAGUCAUUUUCAGUAUUGAGAAAAGAAUGAAAUAUGUAGAAAAAUGUCCCGUAUUUGCAUCAAUAUUAAAGAAAGUAGCAUUAAUAAUAGGGAUGUGAGCAUUGCCAGCAAGGUUCAUUAAUUUUGCUUGACAGUGUGUGAUUAUUGCAUCUGCAAUUUCUUUAAACAUUGUGUCUUACAGUUACAUUUCUCUAAAAUCAUAUUGUGGAAAAAUCUGCACUUGCCAUUUCAAAUUUUCUUCCUACUUUAUUCCAGCUCAGCAUUCUCAAUUUUUUCAUGUACAUGCUCUUGCAUACUCAUGAAAAUGUUAAUCACACUUACACUAUCUGUUGUAAAUUGGUACACUUUUGGAUGGGUAUUAUGCAACUUCACUUGUUGAAAUUUUGAGAGAUGCAUAGGGCACUAUUAAAGAUUGGUACCAAUGUUACAUACGACAGUGACAAAAUGUGAAAUCAAACCACUUAAAUCAUAGCAUUGUGUGUAUUCUCUUCUAGCAGUCAUUAAUGUACUUUAUAGUGCAAGCUGGCAAUGAGAUGUAGCCCCCAAAUUUGUAGUAAAAGUCAUGACUGUUGGAAAGUUUGAGAAUAUUAAAUGCUGAUAAAUCCUCUGGCAAAGGAACACAGUGCCCUCAAAGCAUAUAGAACGUGGUACAAUUUCAUACUUGUCACAUAGUGUAUACUCACAAACUAAUUUUUUAUGAAUUUUUUAAUAUUUUAUGAACAAGACAAUCAAUCCCAUAGUUAGUGGCUGUGCCUACAUAUAGGAUACAGAAUGAAAGUAGAAAAUGGGUAAUAAAAUGUUUCCAAAACAAAAUUAACUAUCAAAUCUGUAGAAGUAAAAAGUGUGUUUUGGUAAUAUUCUGUACAGUGUAUCCAUAUUUUGUCUAAGUAAAUUUGUAGGUUUUUAUAUUUUCUAUAUUAUCCACUUCUUUCUGUCUGUUCUUGUGUGUAUAUUCUGUAGAGGUGGAAAUGUUUGAACAUUGUCCUAUAGCCUGAGUCGGGGUGUGGGAGGGGAGUCAAAACAUUUUAAUAUAGACUGACCAAAGUAGUACUGCUUUUCACAAAAAAAUAUUAAUUCCAUUUCAGUUUUUCAUAAUGCAAUAUGAAUUGUUUUCAGAAAUGUGUAGAACUGGUGUUGUUUAGAACGCACGUAAACUUCCAAAAUUUGUAUACAUUUUUCUAUAUUUGCAUGCUUCUUGAAGCUGUUCCGUGUUCACAGAGACAGAAAAUCUCUACAUCCAUUUUACAAGUUUAAUACAAAAUAAUUGUAGAUUUUCCCCUUUUAUUCUUCAAAUAACCUUUUCUAAUGUUAUGGAAAUUUUCUUAAAUUAUAAAGCCUUAUAUGGCUUUGUGUAUACAUUUCUGCCCUUCAUAUCUUUAUCAGAGGUAGAGAAUUCUUGAAUUGGAAUUAUAAUUGCACAACUUAUUUCGCACAAUUAAUAGGAUGUGAUUGUCUUUUGAAAACAUUUUUGUUCCUAUUGAAUGUAUUAGUGAUUAUAAGGGGCAUUAUAAGUUUAUAAACCUGUUUAGCACAACAUUCAAUUUGUCAAAAUUUGUGUGAAGCCUAGGAUGUCAAUGUACACAAUUAAUUGUUAAUUUGUUGCAAAAUAAGGUGAGUAAAAUGCAAUUUUCAUUUUUAUUUUCUUGCAAUAAAAAUGUCUGUCUUUGUGAUAAUAAUACAACCAAAUAUAUUCAGAGAUUUUAAAUUAAUUUACCACUCAUUAAACAAUUUGAAAAGUUAAGAGUAUAUUUGGGUAGUCCUACUCUGUGCAGGGUAUUAUACAAUGGUACAUACGUUAAUUAAUACUCACAUUAUUGCAUUGUUUAUUUUCUUGCCAAUUUACUGUGAUCAUAACUGUACAACUUAUUUUUUGUUUUUUAUCUCAAAAUGAGUGAGAAUGCAUGUGUUCAAAACAAUCAUACAUGCUAAUGUACUUACAUUAUUCUUCAUUACAAACAUUUCUUUAAAGAAUAUGUUAGUGACUAAAUAUUCUAAUGGUCACAAUUAUAUUUUAUUUCCUAAUGGAUGUUGAUUUACUAUUAUGAGACAUUAAGGAAAUUCUAGCUGAUCAGUAUAUUUCAUGCCUAGAAAAUUAAUUUGCAUUAAAUGCAUUUAGACUUGCAGUAAUUUCAGUAUUUGUAAGUUCUACGUAUUUACAGUUGCUAAGGUGUAGAAAGGAAAGUUUUUGUUCAAUAGAUGUUACACUUAUUGUACAGUAAUUUAAAUUCUGCUGUGAAAGAUGUUUUUAAUCCAUACAUUUACUCUGUUUUAUUAGUGAAAUGAAGUUUUAAAUUUUUUUCUGUGUAAUGGCUAUAAUGCUGGGUAUUGCCCAGUUUUGAUCUAUUUAUUUAUUUUUUUAUUAUUUUGGGUAUGUACCUCAUUGAUAAGUGUAUAUUACUAGUUCACAGGCUAGAUUUCAUAUUUUAUUAAUUCUCCAUCAGAUCUUCAGUAGUUCUCAACCUGUUUUCAAUUUCAUUUCAUUUCUUCUUGUCUCAUUGUAUUUUAUUAAUUUUUCUGCAUGUAGGAGUCCCCGUUAUAUCCAUGAAUUUGAACCCAUGGUAGAUUGAGCCUACUCGUGUCACACUGUGGGUCAGAGAAGGGAAUGACAUUCACUUGAAAAUUAAACCACUCAAGUGCAUGUUAAAAGAAAAUUAACAAUGCAUUUUCCAUUUCAUUAUUAUGUAAUUUGUAUAGCUCAAAAAUGUUAUCCUUUAUGAAUUUUUUAUAUUUAUUAUUAUGCUUCGUUUAAAUAUCUUUAUUUAUUGUUAUGCGUUAUUAGAAAUGUUGAAAGUGAAACUUGCAGAUUGAGAAAAGGAAAAAAGUAAUUCAUGACAGGGCAUAAACAAUGUAAUACCUAGAAACUAGCAUUUCAAAACAGUAAAAGACCAUAUAAACUGUAAUCUAACUUUGACCUUUUUGUCAGUUUUCUCUAAUAAUCUUUAACCAAUUUGUACUUUGAAGCGGUUCAUAUUGCUUUAAUCAAAAUUAGAACAAAAAGUAGAAUUAAUGUUCAAAAUCACAAUACUAAAAUAUUUGUUUUAUAAAAUACUCAUUGAAUAUGUUUGUAACAAAAAAAAAAAAAUACUUAGUACGCUGUAGGUCAAGGAUGAGCAUGCUGCUCACUUUUUCUAGUUUGACCCUUCUGACUUUCAAAUAUUAACUAGACGCCACCACAUACUGUUAGAACACUUGAGCUAAAAAAAAAUAAUCAUGGCUAAUGUAAUAUAAAAGUGAGUAAUAUGUGCUUACCCCUUGACCUACAGUGUUAAUGGCUUUCAUCAGUCGUGAUUGAAUCAUUCAUCCUAGCUAUAUUGUUUUUUGUUGUUAUCUGGGCCUUUUUCUGUGACUUCAUGUAUUCUUUUACUAGAAUUUUUAUAUUUCGUUCUGAUAUUUCUAUUUUAUGUAAUUUUCUUUCAACUGGCAACAUCUCUUCUACCAGUGAUCGUGAUUGUCUUUCAUCUAGAGAAUCCCAUUCCCUGUGUCAGGUGAUGAGGGAGGGACUGAGUGGACAUCAUCCCUCGCCAUUUCUUUCUGAGCCACCCCUAUCCUUUACAGAUUCCUUCUAAUUAGAGUGUUGUAAGCUUAGCACACUGCAUCAUGUACAUCUGAAGUCCUUGCUUAGAGCGAGAGCCAAAACGCCCUGAUGUCUGUGAUGAAGGGAUAUAAAUUACAUUGGCGUAAAUUAUUUUGAGAUAUAAGCUCAGGAAAGAAAUGAAAUGAAAACCAGUCUUUGUAAUUGUAUCUAAGCAUCUUAAUACAUAAAUAUAAUUUUAUAACAUAAUGAAAUUCAUGUCAAUUAGCACUACCCAGAUUAAUUCAUAUGAGAUAGUGAAAUAAAUGUACUCGAAUAAAAGUGUAAUUAUAAUUUUAUUAAUAGUCCAACACCAAGCCAGAUCAUCUCUAAUAACACAAUACAACAUUAGUUGCCCACUGUCCAGAAUCCAAAAUCAAAGUUCAAAUAAUUCAGUAGCAUUGACCAUAAUAACCUGGUGAAAAUACCAACAUAACAGUCACAAGUACAAUAGCAGCAGUGAAUGUGUCUGAUGAGCGCAUGAACUGUAAAGGUGAAUUUCUCUUCUCUUGCUCCUUAUAUCACGUCCUCAUCAGGGGAAGGGCUCUCCUCUCCUCCUUGCUCUAUGUCAUCUGGUGUGCCUCUUUUUGCUCUCUGCCCCAUUCUCCACAGGGGAGAGGUAAAGCUGCCCAGCCUGAUGUGUGGGUGCCUCGGAUUCAACAAUAUGAAAGUUGAUUGUUAAACUGAGAUAUAACAUUAAAUUUAUUAUUUUUCUUUAGAUCUUGAAUUAAUAACAAAUUGAGGUGAGACUUUUUCAGUCUUGUUGGUAUUUGGUAUUGGCUCUCUCUUAAAUAUAUCCCAUUACUAAAUUUAUACGUAUAGAGGUUAGGGAGUUGUGAGAGAUGUUGGCAUACAAAAAACCAAGUUGAUCAUUCAUUCAGUAAUGUCAGCAAAAAGUUGCAUAAUUAAUACCUGCUUUCUUAUUAAAAGUAUUCACUUUCUGAUUAUUAGUAAGUCAAUAACAUGUCUCACAUUUGUGAAACAGCAUCCAUUGGAAUAUAGAUACUAAAUAAAGACUUGAUCACAUAAAACACAGCAUAUUUCAUGUGUCAUCUAAUGCAUUGCUCGCUGAAGCAGCCUUCACUGAACAAGCUGAUAAUGUUUGUAUAUGAAUGUAGAUAAAAGUAGCAGUAAUUAGGUUGGUAGACGUCAGUGAUGAGGAAUUGUUUUGUCGUUGAAUUAGGUUUGUACCAAAUCAUUACAAGAAAUUAAAAACUUCUAGUAAAAAUUUAACAUCAUGGAAAUUAAAAUUCCAAAAGAACUGGUACUGCAACUGAUGUUAAAUAUUUCUCUUACAUAUAUCAGUGCUGCAGGUAGACAAACUAAUUGCAGCCAAAGAGACACAAGUAUUAAAUGUUGAGUUUUUCUACUUAAGAAAAUGUAUUCAUCUAUUUUAUUUUUAUUUCAACUGUGAGGCUGUGAACUCUACAGACAUUGAAAUGGGUAUGCUGUUACUUAUGUGAUUGGAUUACUGAGAAAAUUUUAUAUUGUAGAAGUUACUAAAAUGCUCAAAAUUUUAUUUCUCAUAUCAAAUGCAAAUGUGAAUGCAAUUGUGUUGCCAUGGCCUAAAGAUUUUCCAUGUAUUGUAUGGCUUAUCAUACUGUACAUUUAUUGUAUAUCUUGUAUAUCUUAGUGAAAUUAUUUUAAUUACAUAAUUAUUAUAUAAAUAUUGUUGUCAGAGGUAAUAACCAAUAUGAGAUUCAUUAUCUCUUGAGACAUUGUGUACUUUAUCCCAGAUGAUGAACUAUCAGCAAAGAAAAAGUAAAUUUCACUAAUUUUAAUAUUCCUGAGUACUUUUUUAUGUUUUAUGUCUAUGCAGCUGUAUGCAUAGAAAAUUUAACAUUUUUAAAAUUAUUAUUAUUAUUAUUAUUAUUAUUAUUAUUAUUAUUAUUAUUAUUAUUAUUAUUAUUAUCAUGAUGAAAUUUUGGAUAACUAACUUAAUAUACUGUAGCAAAAGAUUGAACUUCAGUGAUAAAAUAUGAUUUGAUGUUCAUAAGGAGUUUUAGGGACCAUUGGAUAGAUUUGUUUCAGUUUAUUCAAUAAAUGAAAAUUUACUAUUAUGUUUUAAUGAAAUGUUCAUGACAGCUGCAUAGACUGAUGCUUAAAUGUUUUUGACAUUUUAUUUUAUUGUAUUAAUUUUUUUUCCACAUUUCCUUAUUAAGUUGCUAAAUCAAAGAUGAUAGCAUUGGAAACGAACUUAUGUAUUCUUAGCAGAGUGACAAACUGUGGGUAAUAAUGUGCAUUUUAGAUAUAAGUGUAGUUCAGUAUUAAUACACAAAGAGAAAGAGUUGUAGAUUAGAUGUACAUAUUUUUGAGUGUAUUGUUUGCCAUGAGAGGUGAAAUCUACCAGUAUCUAAAUUUUAAUGUUUCAUCUGUGUUUUCACACCAGAGGUUGUUCUUCCCAUUGUAAUUCUAUACUUGACAUCUUUGUUGCUUUUAUUCAAUAUGUAUGUAGGUAUAAAAAGGUAAAGUGAAAGUUUUCUCUUGCUGUGUAUACCAAGCAUUGUUGGCAUACAGUGUGUGUUGUUAUAGGUGGAUUUUCAAUCAGAAUCUUUAAAUGUAUGGUUUUAUACUCAAUUUCGGAGAUUUUGUGUAGUAUGUUGUAAAGCAUACCACUCACGGUCUCACUUUAUUGUAGGAAUGCUUUUGCAGUGAUGUUUGCUCUUGUGGGCCCUAGAUCUGUGUGUUAGCGCAAAUUAGUUUGAAUGUUGAAGGAUAAAUAAGAUUUGUUACUCGUUAAUUGUUGGUAAUGUUAUUGUUAAUGUAGACUAGGAGUAUAUUUGUGGUGUGGCUGUGGAGAGAAAUAUAUUUUUUUAAGUUUUCUGCAGCCUGAAACCAGAAAGUUUUGACUUUCCAUAUGUUCUCAAGGCUACUUCCUUGUGGACUGUUCUGUGUCUUGAAUGAUAUCGGCCUAUUUUUCCAUAUCCUCUAGUUUACAUGACAAAGUUAUUUAUGACUGUGCAAUAUUAAAAUAUUUGAUAAUAAUGAUCUGAACUCUGUUCUUAGAAUGAAAUCAUGAUUUAAGAAGUUGACUUCGAAGUGAUUCUCUACUAUCAGAUUUCAUAUUCAUUCUCUGCUUUUCUUCCACUAUCAUAAUGUUACAUUUGUCUUCCGUGGGUUCUUUUACCUUUAAAUAUUAUGUAUUAUUUUUUCAGUGCCAAGAGUAUAAAUAUUUUCUUGAAAUAUUGUAUAGAGAGAUUGUAAGUUAGUAACUAAAAAGUUUCUACUAUGUUAAUUUUCUUUUGUAUAAUAUUUUUAUGACCUUGCAGUGAUUUUAUCUGUGUUAUUUCUUUCAUAGAAAUUUUGUCUUGUGACCUGCCAAUAAUGUAGUUCAUUUUUUAUUUUAAAUUAUAUUUGAUUUUUUUAUUAAUGUGCUAUUUUCUUAUUAAUAUGUUCUCCUGUGUUUAAUUUUCUGUUUGCUGAAACAACAAGCAUGCUUCUUAAAGAUUGUUUGUUUUACUAUUAUCUUUGUAAUAUGUUCCUCCCUUAUUGUAAAACUACGUCACAAUUGUUUGUACUUGUUUGUAAAUCUGUAUUUUUUAAGUGCAUGAUUUACUUAUUAAGUAUCUCAGGUUUUUCUUGUACAUUUCUAAUGGUUUCUUCUUGAAAAUAUAAGACAUUUUGUUCUAUAAAAUUUGCAACUUCUUUUCUGAAAAUAACGGAUUGUUAUGUUAUUUCCUCAAAUAUCAUUUUUUCCUCCAUUGAAUGAAACUGUUUUAGUAUGUCUGUGUAGUUGUGAUGUUAGUUUUGAAAGCUUUAAUUUUUUGUUUGUACAACUGUUGUCCGUUUUUAUUUACAUUACAGCUUUUCUUCGGUAUGGUGAAUAGCUAACUAAACUGACUUUUAAUGAAUUAUUUAUUAAGAUAAUUUAUUUCAAUUCUCAGUAUUUAAUUUCAUUUAAUUUGUCAUUAAUUUCUCUGAAGAAAUUAGAAUUAAACUGAUGUAGAAGCAUGAUCCAUUGGUUAAUUGGAAACCUAUUUUCGAAAGAAUAGAGUUUAAAUUCACAAUGCUCAAUGCAGUUGUAAAUUAUCUGUAUCUGAAGAAAAUACACAUUAAGAAUUAUUUUUUGUAGUAGCUGGGAUUCUAUCUCAAGCAUCUUAACCUAGUUUUCAUUCUCAAUUCUGUGGAAGAAACAGAGAGCUAUUAAAAUUGAAAGGUAAUGAACUUGGGGGGGGGGGGUUGAUAAUGAACUCACUAUCCCUCACAUUACUCAGGGAUGAACCAUGAAUCUUUGGACUACAUGAACUGUUUCAUUCAGACAAAUGAAUUAAUUUUAUUUUAUUUCGUAUUUUGCUGGUGUGCAUACUUGAAAUUGCAUUAAAAUUUUACAUUAGUUUUUGCAUAAAUUUCAAUGGGUAAUUAUCUCAAGUUUUAUCCAAAUAUUUAUAUUUUAUGCUCUAGCUCUUUUUUUUCAUGUACAG
Gryllus bimaculatus (two-spotted cricket) is the source of this 12863-nucleotide messenger RNA. The record is from the annotation of a GenBank genome assembly. Lineage: Eukaryota; Metazoa; Arthropoda; Insecta; Orthoptera; Gryllidae.